This is a messenger RNA of Aspergillus puulaauensis, 2061 nucleotides long. RefSeq lists its product as uncharacterized. Gene Ontology annotation, cellular component: cytoplasm. NCBI's taxonomy places the organism in Eukaryota, Fungi, Ascomycota, Eurotiomycetes, Eurotiales, Aspergillaceae. Bases 1 to 2061 code for a protein of 686 amino acids. The record is from RefSeq and is a predicted model, not a curated record. Gene Ontology annotation, molecular function: magnesium ion binding. Gene Ontology annotation, biological process: dephosphorylation; L-serine biosynthetic process. The transcript has a single exon.
AUGGAGGGUACCGCAUCUUCAGACAGCAGCGCCACUAUGGACUUUAGCCCAGAACGGAGAGAAGCCAGCCCCCAGCCCGCCCCAUGUGUGAUAGGCCUAUAUGGCAUCCGCGGCUGCGGCAAAUCGUUUAUGAUGAACAAACUAAAGCACGAGCUCGGCGACUCCGACUUCCACUUCUUUGAAGGCUCCGAGGUUAUCGACAGCGUGACCGCCGGCGGGCUCGCCACGUUCCAGAGUCUCACCGAGGAGAACAAGGCAUGCUUUCGAAAGUACGCCAUGAAAAGGAUCAGGUCGAUCUGCAGAGAGAGUGGCAAAAUCGGCAUCGUUGCCGGACACCAUAUGUUCUGGUCGGAGGGCAAGGAUGAUGACACGGCGUUGAGAGUUUGUGGCGAGGAGGAUAUCCGUACUUACACCUUCAUUCUUUAUGUGAACACGCAUGUGGAGGUGACGGCAAGACAGCGAAGGAGGGAUGCAGAGAGACAUCGGUCCAAGAUGUCGAUCAAGAAUUUGCGUCGCUGGCAGGAAACGGAGAUUAAAGAACUGCGAGACCUGUGCCGUGAGAAUGGGGUUCUCUUUGCAGCUGUCUACCCUAACUUGGUGGACAAGUUAUCCAGCUUGAUUCUUAACUUCCGGAACCAUGGAGAAAUCCAUAAUCAAUCAAUUGCCGACCAGCAUUUUGACAGAGCGCUCUCGAGUCACCGUGAGGAAUUACGGACCGUCAUCUUCUUCGACGCUGACAAGACAUUGACGCCUCAAGACACAGGUGAAUUGUUUCGCCAAAUCCUCACCCAGAAUGGCGCAAAGGAAAGCCCGUUGACCACUCUGUUCGAAGAUGAACUGGACCACUCGUAUGCGGCAUUUCGACAAGUGAUGCUGCUGUACGAAGAGUCAUGCAGUGACACUGAGUUCGACGCCAUCUGUAACAAAGUGGCCUCACGCACCGCUCUUUACCCGCAGAUGACUUUUCUUCUGCACCAGGUGAGAAAACAUCACCACAUUUGCCCCGUGAUUGUGACUUGCGGACUACAUCGCGUCUGGGAGAAGUUCGUGGCGAGGAACGGCCUUUCCAACGUGGUGAAGGUCGUGGGUGGUGCGCGACUUGACGACGGCUUUGUUGUUACUCCCUCGGUGAAAAAGAAUCUGGUCCUGCGCGCACAGGGCCAUCAUUCAGCAUAUACAUGGGCAUUUGGGGAUAGUCCACUCGACAUACCCAUGCUGGUUGCUGCGAACAAGUCCAUUGUUAUAGUGGGGGACGAGCAAACCCGCAGCAAAGCCAUGGAGCCGGAACUGCUAAAAGCGAUGGUAAGCGAUAGACUGCAAGCUGGUCAGGCUUUACUGGCGAAGAGCCCCUCGCCACCCCGGCUGGCCGGAAUAUACUCCCUUCCCGUCGUCGAUAUCAUGGACCCGGAGUUCGUGAAUUCAAUCCUCACUGGGGGCCUUGAGGUCCGUCAUGCCACCGAUAGUGCUGCAGCGAAACUGUUGAUGACCCCGACGCGGGAUUCUGCUAUCCAAGGUCCAUCUCUGAGAGCCUCUCAUCACAAAGUCGGCGCCUACCUAGCCAGAAUGUUUGUUUCUGAGCUUAUUGGCGUCGAGGAAAUCACAAUACGCGACGUUCAUAACAACGACGCGGCCGGAUAUCGACUUCUCGAAGAAGACAAGACACUAAUAGUGGCAUUGAUGCGCGGCGGCGAGUCCAUGGCCUUCGGUGUCAAUGAGGUCUUCCCCAGUGCCCAAUUCCUGCACGCCAAAGAGCCAGAGGACCUCACACACGAACAUAUCGAGGGCAAUGCCACCGUCAUCAUCGUUGAAUCAGUGAUCAACAGUGGCACCACGAUUGUCAAAUUCGUGGAGGCCAUCCGGGCUAUGCAUCGUGCAAUUCGGAUCGUCGUCGUCGCUGAUGUUGUCCAAAAGCAGGCGGUUUCAGGGGACUGUCCUAUAGGAGAGCUGGCGCGUUCCUCGAAACUUUCUAUCGUGGCGCUUCGUCUGUCGAAUAACAAAUAUACCGAGAGUGGAAGUACUGACACGGGGAACCGCUUGUUCAACACGACUCAUCUUGCCUGA